This is a messenger RNA of Zophobas morio, 1837 nucleotides long. Its product is annotated as zinc finger protein 142-like. Gene Ontology annotation, biological process: regulation of transcription by RNA polymerase II. Bases 195 to 1805 code for a protein of 536 amino acids. Gene Ontology annotation, molecular function: RNA polymerase II transcription regulatory region sequence-specific DNA binding; DNA-binding transcription factor activity, RNA polymerase II-specific. The transcript is spliced from 2 exons. Lineage: Eukaryota; Metazoa; Arthropoda; Insecta; Coleoptera; Tenebrionidae. The record is from RefSeq and is a predicted model, not a curated record.
GUUAAAAGUACCUGAAGGGACCAACGUUUUGAGGUUAUGUCUAAACAAUGUGAACUGUUUAUAUUUUAAUCUCCAGACUAGACGAAUUGGUAACUUUGCAAUAUUCCGAAUCCGUCACCGCCCCCAAGAAGCCCUCUCUGGUCAACGUCCAUGACUGUAAAAUUUGCCCAUACGUUACAACGUCGUUUUUCCUGAUGAUGAACCACAUCCGCCGUCAUCAGUCGCCUUUGGUACCUUUUAACUGCGUAAACCCCCUUGAUUCUUACCAUUGCAAACACUGCAGUUUUCAAACUGAACUAACGCUGCUUUUCAAGCAACAUAUUAGAAAACACCAUGGAAUUAAACACGAAAACGACGAUUUAAUUGUACAACACAAUAAUCAAAAAUACGUUUGUGGAAAGUGCGGAUUUGAGACGCAUUUUUUGCUUAAAUGUUUAUGUCACAUUCAAGAGUGUCAACAGUCUAAAGAACAAUCAAAUUCGAAAAGGAAUAUUAACGCACGAUAUGUAGACGAUCUUGACGCCAAAUGGUACAAAUGUAAACAGUGCUCGUUUAGAUGUAAACGCAACUCAUCUUUGUUGGGACACGUGAACCUUUGUCAUUUGAACGAAGAGAACGACAAGUCGAAUGAAUGCCAGCAGGGUCCGGACAAGACUAGAGAUUGUUCGAACUUAAGGAGUGACGGGAGAAGCCAGCAUUUGGAUGGGAAAAGUAUCACGUGGUAUCGGUGCAAUGAGUGUCCAGUUAAAACAAGAGACAAGAGGGUUUUGCAGAAACACGUGAAAGCGCGACAUUCCAACGGACACAGAGGCAUUAAAUGCUACAAUUGUGAGAAAUGCCAAUUCAAAACCAAAUACCGGUACGUUUUAAAUAGACACAUAAAUGCGCGGCAUUUGGACGAAAGCGAAAUAGAGUGGCACCAAUGCAACGAGUGUCCUUUCAAAAGCAAAGACAAAGACGGUUUGAAAAAACACAUUAACGCACGGCAUCUGGACGACCAAAACGUGAAGUGGUAUGAAUGUAAACAGUGCUCAUUUAGAUGUAAACACUACGACUCCUUGAUGAGACAUGUGAACGCCUGUCAUUUAGACGAAAAGGACGGCAAGUGGUAUGAAUGUAAACAGUGUCCUUACAAGGCUAGAAAUUGUUGGUCGCUAACGAAACACGUGAAAUCCCAGCAUUUGGAAGGACAUGACAUAAAAUGGUAUGAAUGUGAAAAGUGCCAAUACAAAGCCAAACACCCUCAGUCUUUAAAGAAACAUAUAAAUCGGCGGCAUUUGGACGAGGACGAAAUAAAGUGGCACCAAUGCACUUUAUGUCCUUUCAAGAGUAAAGAGAGAAACGGUUUGAAAAGACACAUUAACGCACGGCAUCUGGACGACCAAGACGCGAAGUGGUAUGAAUGUACACAGUGUCCAUUCAAGACUAGAGAUUGUUCGGCCGUAAAGAAGCACAUGCAAUCCGAGCAUUUGGAAGGAUAUGGUGUUAAAUGGUAUGAUUGUCAAAAGUGCCAAUUCAAAACCAAAUACCCCCAGUCUUUAAAGCAUCAUAUAAAUCGCUGGCAUUUGGACAAGAAUGAAAUUAAGUGGUACCGCUGCAGUGAGUGUGCGUUCAGGAGCAAAAACAAAAGCGGUUUGAAAAAACACAUUAACGCACGGCAUGUGGCUGACCAAGACGCGAAAUGGUACGAAUGCACACAUUGCCCUUUCAGAACUAAGAAUUCUUCAAAUUUAAACGAGCACAUAAAAAGGCGCCACUCAAAUGCGAAAAGUGACAACGUCAUAGCAGACAAAAAUCGAGUUUAAUUGUGAAGUUUAAACAAAAAGUACAGUAGUGG